CUCUUCCCCCUUCCCCGCCCGCAGCAGACGUGAUACUAAAGCCGCCUGGGCCAGCUGCCUUAAAUAGAAGCUGCCGGCAUGGAGCAAGAGACAGCGGCCCAGGCCUUGGAGCAGGUGCCAUCAUUGAACAAUGGCCUCCAGCAUCAGGAAGAAACAGGCUCCGCCUUGUCUCUGAACAUUGAGAAAUCUGCUUUGAAAGCCAAUGUUGUUGUACAGAAAGCCAAGGAUUUGACUGCCAGUGACAAAGAAGUGAACUUGAUUAUGACAAAUGUAGUGGCAGAUGGCAGAACUGAGAGGUGGAAUCCAGAGCCAACUGUGUUUGAUGCUGAGACUGCAACACACAUUGGCAAAGUGACAGCUGCAGAUGCCGUUGCUGCUGAAUUUGAUUUCAAGUCAACCCAUUCAGAGACCAAAGAGUUGGACACAGCUCACAGCAACAGUGGAGCAGGCCAUGACAUGAUGUCCCAAGGUAGGAUUAAGGAUCGGAAUACCACAGCCAGCACACGGAUUUCAGAAGAUACGGGUCAGUUUAACAAAGGCACAGUCCUGGGUCCCAUCACAGGAGUAACAUCAGAGGACACAAAGCUCAAACAGGGCAAACAGGAAGAUGAUGAUGAUGUCAUUUCCCUUGACUGUGAAAUUCUUGGGUUUGGUGGUCCUGAGUUCCUGGGCCCAGAUGCUGAAAUCUAUAUGCAGUUCAUGCGGAGUCAUCGCUGUUAUGAUGCUAUUCCCACCAGUUCCAAACUGGUUGUGUUUGAGACCACUCUGCAGAUUAAAAAGGCAUUCUUGGCCAUGGUGGCUAAUGGGGUACGAGCCGCUCCACUUUGGGACAGCAAGCAGCAGUGCUUUGUGGGUAUGCUGACCAUCACUGAUUUUAUUAAUAUCUUACAUCGCUAUUAUCGAUCUCCUCUGGUCCAGAUAUAUGAGAUUGAGGGGCACAAAAUUGAAACUUGGAGAGAGGUGUAUUUGCAGGGUUCCUUCAAGCCUUUGGUGCACAUUUCUCCAAACCACAGCCUCUUUGAUGCAGUUUAUUCCUUGAUUAAGAAUAAGAUCCACCGGCUGCCUGUGAUUGAUCCCAUCUCGGGGAACGCCCUGCACAUCCUGACCCACAAGCGUAUCCUCAAAUUUCUGCAUAUCUUUGUGAGUGCUGGGAAGGCCUAGGAGGUCCGGAGUGCUGCUGCAGUGUGAUGACUCUACUGAAUUGUUUCCUUAAGGGUUUGUUUGUCCACCUGCACUGGAAAUGC
This is a messenger RNA of Thamnophis sirtalis, 1244 nucleotides long. Lineage: Eukaryota; Metazoa; Chordata; Lepidosauria; Squamata; Natricidae. The record is from RefSeq and is a predicted model, not a curated record.